Molecule: messenger RNA, 3223 nt
Organism: Archocentrus centrarchus (flier cichlid)
Lineage: Eukaryota; Metazoa; Chordata; Actinopteri; Cichliformes; Cichlidae
Gene: rmi1
Product: RMI1, RecQ mediated genome instability 1, homolog (S. cerevisiae)
Exons: 9
Coding region: 323-2359 (678 amino acids)
Biological process (GO): double-strand break repair via homologous recombination; resolution of meiotic recombination intermediates
Cellular component (GO): RecQ family helicase-topoisomerase III complex; nuclear body
Molecular function (GO): nucleotide binding
Source: RefSeq, a predicted model, not a curated record
CACGAGAACUGAGGCGGUACGCGACACCCUGUUUCCGGAUACGGAUCUACAUUUUACAGUGGCACCUUUAGUUUUUCCAGUUUAGAAAAAUGUGAUUUGCAAAACAAAUGUUCACGUUUGUCAGGCGUGAGUAUUUGGUUUAAGGCCUUCUGUUGCAAGUAGGAACCUCUGUUGCUGGACGCUUGUGUUCAGUUUUGCGAUAUCAGUAAGCUCAACUUUGGCGCCUUCCUACUCUGCAGUAGUUGAUGGAAGAGUCUGCCCCCGUGCUUCGCAGAUAACAGCUGGGAAAGUAGAAGAGAGUCAAAUACGCCCGGAGGAAAAGAUGGCUCCUGGGAUUCAGGCAGUGGUAAGUGCUGCCCAAGCCUGGCUGCAGUCAUCCUGGCAAGUCCAGGUGCCCUUUGCCUGGCUAGAAGCCUGUGUGGAAUGGCUACAAGGAGAGGCAGGAGGAGCAGCUCAUCUGUCACAACAGCAAAUCAACCAACAGGCACUGGACCAGUGGCUGUUAACAGACCUCAGAGACCUGGACUUUCCUGUCCUCCCUGAAGGGCUUGCUCAGGCCCAGAAGACCGAGCUCUGUGGCACUUUUUGCGUUCAGGUUGACUCAUUAUUGGACAUCAGUCAGCCGGUGUAUGGUCAGCUGCAGAAGUGGAGGGGCACAGAUUGUGCCAAUGACGAGGUGUCUGCUGUCACACAGGCCACCCAGAGGUCCUGGGAAGCCAAACCCACCCGUAUGCUACUACUGCAGGUGACAGAUGGAGUUCAGAGCCUGGAGGCCAUGGAGUAUCAGCCGAUCCCGGUUCUCAGUGCGGCACUCAGGCCCGGUGCAAAGUUGCAGCUGCACGGGAAGAUAGUUUGCAGACUUGGUGUUUUGCUUUUGGGGCCGUCCAACAUCAAAAUCUUAGGUGGUGAGGUCGAAGACUUGGUGGACAGGAAUAACCAGGGCAGGGUGCUGUGUCGGACACUGGGACUUCCUGAUGAGGAGCAGCAGCAGGAAGGAGAGGAGGCUCCAGCACAACAGCAAGGUAACCAGGAAGUGGAGGAGCUAGAUCUUGAUGAUGCCGAGUUGUUAGCCAGUCUUGAGGCUCAGGAGGAAGUUGAAAUGCUUCAGGUUGAACCUGCUCGAGACAGUGGCUACAGCACGCUGCGUGAGACUUCCACUCAGUCCUCGAGAACCUCGUCCGUCAGGAGCCUUGUCCCAGAAACCUCAUCCAGAAGUCAAAUCUCCACCCGCUCUGACAGAGGUGGUUUGACCCGAAGCAACAGAGGUGGUUUAUAUCAGGGUUAUCUAAAUGAUGAUAAACAAGUGGAAGCUGACAUCUUUGGCUCAGUCCCCUCUGAUGAAAUUCAUCAAGAGUUCCAAGAUCACAACAUGGCAGACGAAGACUUUCCUGAUGAAGACUUUGACGACCUUCCCCUGGAUGAAUUGGACAGUGUGAUUUUCCUGGAAAAUGUUCCUACAUCAUCUGACAGCAGUUACAGACACACACCACAGAACAGCAGAACAACAGGAAAUUCAUCAAAAGCAACAAAACCUCUAGCUGCACAGUUUGAAUCACGCAAUUUGAGUGGCUCUGGGUCACGACUCGGGUCUAUCAACUCCAGAUCCAGCACACAGAAAAGAGACACUAGUGAAGCUUCAUGGCAAUUAACAACAACUCCCAAGCCAUUCCUUUCUCCAGCAGCUUCAGAGGAAACGCAUGAAUCAGAAUUUGCUAGUAAUGAUGAGAUUGAGUUUGUGGAAGAAGAUAUGGACUGCAUUUUGGAAAAGGCAGAAACUAGUGGGAAGACGAGAGGACCGAAUGAUGUCCCUGUUCAACAAGAGCCUAGUAGAGACAGAGAGAGCAUUGCCUACAAAUCAGAAACUGGGAGAUCAUCCAAAAAAGAUGCUCAGAGUGGCAGCACAAUCUCUCCUGUCACUCUGACCUCUCCACCCUUUACAUACUUGAGCUUGCUCGAAAAUUUGAUGUCCAAACCACUUCUCCAAACCAUUGAGAUACACGUCAAAGCUUUCAUUGUGACUCUCUUGGGAAAACUGAGCAGCAGUAAUGGUGUUUGGAGUGUUUCCGCUACAAUAUCUGACGGAACUGGUUACCUGGAUGUGGAGUUGUCCAAUGAGGUUUUGACAGGCCUUCUGGGCUUCUCAGUAGCAGAGAAGGGGGCUCUGAAGCGUGACCCAUCCAGGAGAGGUGAGCUGGAUGCUGGGAUGAGGAGAUGCCAGGAAGAGCUUGUGGACAUGUGCUGCAUUAUGACCGUUAUUGUUCAACCAGAGGGCAGGAAAGCUGUGGUGACCAAAGCAGACCCAGUCAGUGAGAAAAUACUCCAGGAGCUGGAGCAGAGGGUGAGAGACAGGAGAAAAUAAACAUAGAGGUUGAGGGGAAGUGGGCGAUAAUGAGAAAAUUGCAGGCAGCGGAAAAGUAUAUUGCCCUUAAGGAGAGAUGAAAAAUUGCCAACAAAACCGUGGUAGAUGUAGCAUCACUCAACAGCCUUGAAAGUUUUCUUUCUAUGUAAUGCAACUAUUAGUUGCAUUACAUGGAAAAAAAAAAUUAUGUUAGCUUCAAACUAAGGUAGUUAUUUUAAUUGGUGAUCAACCUGCCCUUCUGCUUCAGAUUUGGAGAGCAGAAGGUGUGAAAUGGUGAUCAGCAUCCCAUCUGCUAUAUGUGAAUGUGACAUUCUGCCAUUUGUCAUUGGUGGAUUUCAUUCAUCUAUUCUUGAGUUCUUUUUUUUUUUUUUUUUUUUUGCCUAAAAUGUUCUGCAUUGCUCACAAGCAGACUAAACAGAUUCAUGAAACAAAGAUUGUUAUCUGAAAAUUAGUUCAGACACCUCAGGUUUUAGGACCCCAAAUUCUGCGUUAUGUUGAGUACUACACGAAGAGCGGAGUGAAGUAUAUGAGAUGAGAGGCGGAAUGGGGGGGGUGUUCAUCGUCUGAUUGUGGUAAUGAAUUGCCAGCCUUUGCAUUCAUUCAGUACAACCAUUACUUCUUACUGAAAAGUGAUUGAAUAGCCAAGGGCAAUGUGGGUCUUUAAUAAACUCCCUCAGAGAAGAAUGAGAGGAAAGAAAGAUAAAGGAGAGGCCAUGAGCUUCGAUUAUUCCUGUUCAUUACAGAGCCUCAUCUGUUUUCGUCUUUUAAGAACACGCAUACCACUAUUUUAAUGCGUUGUCUCCAUUUACUGUAUAGUGAACGUUUUUAUAAUUUUCUCUUGCACUCUGUGACUAAUAAAAUGUG